Trachymyrmex cornetzi is the source of this 588-nucleotide messenger RNA. RefSeq lists its product as uncharacterized. Lineage: Eukaryota; Metazoa; Arthropoda; Insecta; Hymenoptera; Formicidae. The coding region runs from base 1 to 588 and encodes 195 amino acids. The transcript has a single exon. The record is from RefSeq and is a predicted model, not a curated record.
AUGCCCCCCUUUGAGCUAGAGGCCAAAAGACAAGAAGAAGUUCAUGAAAGAAUAUCGGACUUGAGGAAGGACAACCUGCAUAGUACCCCCUUACCAAAGGGCUCCGUAGACACAAUCAAGGAAACAUGUAAAAGAAAGAUGAUAAGGGAGUGGAAAUCAUCGAUGAAAGGCACGGAGCAGGGAGAUAAUGCAAUCAUCGGCGCGAUUGGAGAGCAACUUCAAGAGUGGCUAGAUGCAAAGGUGGGUCUCUCUUUCCGAGCGACACAGGUUAUUACUGGUCACGGCUGCUUCAGCAGGUACUUGUGUCGUAUCGGAAGGGAGACGACCACAAGAUGUUGGCACUGCGAGGCGACGAAUGAUUCGUCAAGACAUACUCUCAGGUAUUGUCCGGCCUGGGACCAAGAACGCGCAGCUCUGAUAGAGACCAUUAGACCAGACCUCACACCUAGCACGGUAAUCAGAGCCCUGAGAAGAAACGACAGCAGAAAGACCUUCCUACGCUUCUGCGAAACAGUCAUGAGGAAAAAAGAAGCAGCGGAAAGAGCGAGAGAGGGAGUCAUCGUACCCUCAGAUAUGCAGGACAGCUAA